CUGUGGUUGGCCGGUCACAUGAAAUUUCGUCUUUGAAGAGCAGAAAAAUUAUUUUACCAUAAUGACACAUUUAAUAUUUGUAGUUUAUCUGAUACGUGUGUGCGUAGGAAUAACAGCUCAGGCAGCUGAACUGCACUCAUCUCUUCAUCAAGAUACUGAUUUUGUUUCUGCUGAUGUCGGUGACGAAGUAACUCUGCACUGUUCCUACGAAGGUGAAGCUGCAAGACUUUACUGGUACAAACAAACUCUGGGACAAAAACCAAGGCUCAUCUCUACCUACUACAGAUAUGAGGGAAAUGGCAUAUUUUAUAAUGAAUUCAAAAGUAAUCCACGCUUUACGUUAGUUACUGGCAUCAGUAAAAAUCACUUGAAAAUAACAGACCUGCGUGUCUCAGAUUCAGCUAUUUACUACUGCGCAACAAGUUUUACUUUUAUUUUAGAGUUUACCAAAGAAACAUAUCUCAAUGUAAAAGGUUCCAGUUUGGACAUCCAGACUUUUGUCCUACAAUCAGUAUCUGAGACCAUCCAGCCAGGAGGCUCUGUGACUCUGAACUGUACAGUCCACACUGGAACCUGUGAUGAAGACCACAAGGUCUACUGGUUCAAAGACUCUGAAGAAUCUCAUCCAGGGCUCAUUUACACCCAUGGAGGCAGGAAUGAUCAGUGCAAGAAGAAAUCACAGACACAAGCACACACCUGUGUGUACAGCCUGCCAAUGAAGAACUUGAAUGUCUCUCAUGUUGGGUCCUACUACUGCGCUGUUGCUUUAUGUGGAUGCUUACUGUUUGGUAAUGGGACCAAGCUGAAUGUUGAGGAUGAAGGGGACACCCUUCUCUUGUUGUAUUUCUGGAGGGGGGUUUCAGCUUUCACCAGCAUCCUGAGUGUUUUACUGGCUUCCUUAAUGUGCAUGAUGAGCAAGAAAAACAGCUGCACAUACACAGAUUAUCCAACCAAAAACUCCCCCUUUUUCAAAGCAAAUGGUGACCAAGAAGGAGGCUACCUGUAUUUCAAACCUUUGAGGGACAUGAAGAUGAACAGAUCAGAAAUGCAGAUGGACAACACCUGGAGUAAAUGUGUCUAUUCUGGUGUAAAGCAGUAAAGUGGACAGGCUGUUGGUCUCAGUGUAUAAACACAGGACCUUGUGAGGUUCUCUUUGAAGCAUGACUUCCUUUAUAAAAGACAUGUUACUAUUUCAUUCAUUUCCUCACAACACAAAUUAACAUGAACAACAAUUACAUUUGUGUUUCAGACUAUUAAAAGUGUCUGUUACGUGCAAAAGAAUUAUGUGUAUUUGUAUUUUAAUAUCAUGAUAAUGAUGGUCACUUUUUUUUGCAUGGUGAGUUUUAGUCCCUCCCCCCU
Oreochromis aureus is the source of this 1359-nucleotide messenger RNA. RefSeq lists its product as uncharacterized. The record is from RefSeq and is a predicted model, not a curated record. The coding region runs from base 62 to 1099 and encodes 345 amino acids. Gene Ontology annotation, biological process: response to bacterium. The transcript is spliced from 5 exons. NCBI's taxonomy places the organism in Eukaryota, Metazoa, Chordata, Actinopteri, Cichliformes, Cichlidae.